AUGUCCAAUUUGUGUGUUUCUGGAAUUUGGCCCCUAGGUUUCAGUGUUUAUGGAUCCAAAGUUAUCAGUUCUCAUCAAAAUAAAUUAGAUGAAGCAUUAUUAACAUCAGGAAGAGUAUCAGAUGCUUUACAAUCAUUAAUAGAAUGGUUACAGAAAGCUGAAUCUACUCUAGAAGAAGAUGUACCAGUUCUUGGUGAUCUUGAUACUGUUCACAUGUUGAAUGAACAACAUAAGGGAAUCCAACAAGAACUUCUAGUCCGUGAAACAACAGUAGAAACUAUGAGAAAUGCCAGUAAUGUACCAAAAGCUCAGAAAGAGGAACUGGGUAAUUUAUGGGAAAGAGUCAACUAUCUGAGUGAUGUUAGAGAAAAUAAACUUCGAGAUGCCAUGAAAUUGGCUGAAGAAUUCCAGGAUGUAGUGACGGUAAUGAGAGAAUUUUUACCUCAAGCUGAGUCUGAGUUGAAAUUUCGAGCCUUCCCAGAUGAUGAAGUUGCAAUAAUACAGCUUAUUGAAAGACAUGAGAAAUUCCAAGAAGAAUUACGAGGGCAUCAAGAUACAGUGGAUAAAAUCAAAACAUUAGCUGAAGAGAUAUUGAUAGGUUGUCAUCCUAAUGCUGUUAGAUUUGUUAAAUACUACCUCACUAUUACACAGACCAGAUGGGAUCAGUUGUUACAAAGAGCGAAGAGUCGUGCUGAGAGAUUACAAGAAGCAUUACACAGUAUACAGGGUAAUGCUGCUCUGUUAGAAGAACUCCUAUCCUGGUUAACUGAUGCCCAAGCAUUACUAGCUACCAAAGAACGGGAUCCAAUUCCCGAAGAUCUCCAAGUUGUUGAUACUCUUCUCAAAGAACAUUUAGAAUUCCAUGAAGAAGUUACUAAUAGAAAUGCUGAUGCCGAACGUCUCACUAAAUUGGUUACUAUGGAAACCAAAAUGUCUCCUGGAAAAAAUUUCGGCAGUAAUAUGAGAUUAAAUGAAAUAGAUGGAUACAACCCACGAGUGACAGCGUUACAGAAUCGCUGGAGAAUUGUAUGGAGAAUGUCAGUAGAAAGAAAGAAGAAAUUACAAGAUGCUUACGACACUCUAUUAGAGUUGGAGAGCUUUAAAAACUUUGAUUUCAACGUAUGGAGAGUGCGGUAUCGUAAAUGGAUAAUGAAUAAAAAGUUCCGGAUCUCAGAUUUCUUCCGACGUCAAGAUAAAGAUUGUGAUGGUGCUGUUAGUAGAGAGGAAUUUGUUCAGGGCAUGUUACAAUCUAAAUUCCCCACCAAUAAAACAGAAUUAAAUGCUGUGUUUGAUAUAUUUGAGAAGCAAGUGUUACGUAAACCUAGAAUGGCAUAUAAAGAAUUUAUAGAUGCUAUCAAACAAGAUAAGCGAAGAACCAGUGUGAGUACAUCAAAAUCAGAUAAUGAACUAAUCCAUGAUGAGAUAGAGAGAGAAGUAUCUGGUUGUCAGUGUCGAGAUCAGUUUAAAGCUCUGUACGUAGAUGAUGGAAAAUAUAGGUUUGGUGAAAAACAGAGAACGUAUUUAGUGAGAUUUUUAAACAGUACUGUGAUGGUAAGAGUUGGUGGAGGCUGGAUCACAUUAGAUGAAUUUCUGGAAACAAAUGAUCCAUGUAGAUCCAGAGGUCGUCUAAACACAGAUCUACGAGAUACUCUGCAUAUACCAAAUGAUGGGUCGCCAGAUUAUAGAACCAUACGUCGAGGCAGUGGAACACCUUUACGUAGUAUUUCACCUUUUCCAACGGGUACACGUAAACGUCAAACAGAUACAGGAUAUGCUUCUUCUAACUCUUCAGCUGGCAGUUCAGCUGACUCUUCCUUACGUCGAAGUCGAAUCACUUCCUCUAUGGUCAAUCUCUCUAACGGUAAUGGUAUGCACAAAAACCCAGACUUUGGUUCAACCGGAAGUCUAUCCAGAACGAAACGACUAAGUACAUCAUCUUCUAGUUUAACAUCAAAUGGUGCUGGACGUCCAAAAUCAAAAACACCUACCCCUGGUUCCAGUCCUGCUAACAACCCAAACAGACGAUCAGGAUCCAUGUUCCCAAGGUCAACUACUCCCACCCCUACAUCCUCGCCCUAUGGCCAAAGGUCACGACCUACAACCCCCAAUACAUUUUCUCCUAGGACCACAUCCACCCCGUCUCGUCCAGGUAGUACUACACCAACACGAGGCUUAACAAAAUCACGACAACUACCAAAAACUCCACGAUCUGAAAAAAGAUGGACUUAAUUCACAAACUUUAGAUUUUAAGAACUUUUAUAUCCUUGGGAAUAUAAUCCAGAAAGUUUGAAAUAACAGAGAUCUGUUUGUAGUGUUUUAUGGUGAAUCAGAGCAAGAUUCUACUUUACCAGAGAUAUUUCAACUUUCUCGUUGGAAUGGAGCUGAAUGCCAAAAACUAUAGAAAUCAAAGUCCAGAUAACCAAGAUUGUGUGUAGCAAUCAUUGUAGUUCAUCAUUUACUCAUUGUAUCGCUUGUACUAAACCUGCUACCACCGUGGUUGUUUGUGUGUACAUGUAUUCAAAUAAUAGUCAAAAUCUAUCAGGUAUGGGUAAAGAGUUGUGAUAGUUGUCGAUUUGAAUUAUAAAAAAUGAUUUUUUUGUCUAAUGUCAUCCAGCGCUUAUGUGUUCAAAUCUUUUCCCACAGAAAUAUUUUUAUUAAAAAUAUGAAAUGAAUUAUCAAAUUUUAUUUAUUUUUGUAUAAUUAAAAUAAUUUGAAACAGAAAAGGUUGUGUUUUCAAAAUCAAGUUCGUGCCUUGUAAGAUGUGCUAUAAUUUUCUUUUAGAUUUUGAGGUGCUAUUUAAUUCAUAUUUUCUCUCUCUAAAUUAACUAGUAAAUUCUUAGAGAGAAGUCUAUGCAAAAUGCGGAACUUUCCUUCACCAAAACAUUAUAUUCAAGUUGUUUUUAAUGAAUUUUUAAAUUUUGAUUUUAGAUUGUGAAUAUUUGUUAAGAGUUUGUGAAAAAUUGAAAUAGGCUUAUAAUAAUAACAUUCCAAAUUGU
Lottia gigantea (owl limpet) is the source of this 2996-nucleotide messenger RNA. RefSeq lists its product as hypothetical. Gene Ontology annotation, molecular function: structural molecule activity; calcium ion binding; microtubule binding. The transcript has 15 exons. The coding region runs from base 1 to 2229 and encodes 742 amino acids. Gene Ontology annotation, biological process: intermediate filament cytoskeleton organization; wound healing. The record is from RefSeq and is a predicted model, not a curated record. Lineage: Eukaryota; Metazoa; Mollusca; Gastropoda; Lottiidae. Gene Ontology annotation, cellular component: cytoplasm; intermediate filament; membrane.